Messenger RNA from Linum trigynum, 3588 nucleotides. The record is from the annotation of a GenBank genome assembly. Lineage: Eukaryota; Viridiplantae; Streptophyta; Magnoliopsida; Malpighiales; Linaceae.
UUCCUGUCUUUCUUUUUCAUUUGCUCUUUCGCUCUCUUUUUCAAUUUUGGUACAUUUCCCCCACAAAAUUCCUUCUUCAGUCUUCCAUUUCUAUCCCUCGCUGUCCGAAACUCAAACCUGCCCAGUUUCAGUUUUUCUUGAUCGGUUGGAGUUUUGGGUCUGGUUCUUGCACAGCGAGGCUGGUGGCGGCGUGGGGAAGGAGGAAAGUAGUAAAGCGAAUGGAGGGUGUUUGAGCACAGCACUAACAGAGGAGGGGUUGAAUGAAGCGCAGAGGAGAGGACCGAAAGUAGCAACAGAAUCUGAAAUGGGUAUCUUACUAUCUUUCUCUUAGCUACUUUAAACUAGGUGUUGCAUUGUGUGUGUGUCUCUCUCCUUCCUUCUGGUUCUCCUCUGUGAUGACAUCUCAGCUCCUCUGACUAGGGUUUUGAAUGGGCAUAUUUAUUGUCCUGAAAUCAAUGUUCUUUUGUUUGCUUGUUUGACUGAUUCUUCCUUCGAGGCCCUCCUUUUUCAGCUUUUUCCUUGGUUCUCUCCCUGAGCUUUCUUUUUCUCGGCGUAUCUUUCGUCUUGGGAGUUGUUUCCUUCUGGUUCAAUUCUUAGUACUAAAACUGCAAGUCCAGCGCUGGGUUGCUUUGGAAUUGGUAACUUUCCCCAACCAGAUUCUUACUUAUCUUCAUCUUCGUUAAGCCUUUUUGGUUUAGAGGAAAGAGAGAAGUGAUUGUGUUCAUUAUAUGCUGUGAUUCAUGAAAGCCAAUUUGUUGAAUUGUGUUCUCACUUCUGCCACCCUGAGAAGCUCUUGCCAAGUUAAAGCGGUUUGUGAUCCUGCGAGGAAUGUCCUCACUUCCUUCGGUGAAUUUGAAGUUUCUUGUACUGUAAGUUUUGGCUGAAUUGUCUUUCAAUUGAUCGCUUUGAUGCAAAGUUGCCUUAAAACUCACCUCCGAGAGAAGUUGUUCUACUUCGGCUGAGUUAACUGAGAAGUUGAUUCUUCUUCACUUUUCUGUCUCUGCAUCUUUGAUUAUUUUCCCUAUUGAAGUAUGGCUUUAUAUAUUAGGAAGUUGGAAGGUUUUUGGUUUGAUUAACUUUCUGAGACCAUCUUUCCGUUUGACCAGAAUUCCCAUUGAGAGGUUGCUGGUAGUUCAGACCAGGGGAGUUAUCUGUCAUCUACUGUGGGAUUUUUUUUCUUGUUCUUGUCAUGGAGAUUGACAUUAGUGAGAAGGAUAAGCUUGAGCCGGAGAAAGGGAAUGACGAUAACUCUAUGACCUAUCAAUCACCUGGUAGUUUAACUUCAGACUGGCAUUUUGCUGGUGCUAAUGUAACUACUUCAGCCCUCAGUUUGGUUCCUAGCGAUGACGGUCAGAUGAAUGCUUGUAGAGGAGAUUUAGUUGGUGUAGCUUCUUGCUCAUCUGCCACCAUGGAAGAAUCAUUUGCUCCACCUGGUCUGUGGGAUCACCAAACUAGUUCACAGAACACUGGGUUUUGUGACAUCAGUGUAGACACAGGAACUCCGGUAGGGAUUGUAACUAGUGGUCCUGUCUCUUUGAGAAGCAGUAUCGAUGGAGCUCUGCGUAUGGGUUGGAAUCCACCUAGUUCAGUGUUAAGGAGCGGUAUUUUCUUGCCAAAUGCCCAUGGAAUACUUCCCCCAAGCUUGUGUCAGUUUCCAGCUGAUCCUGCUUUCAUUGAGAGAGCCGCCAGGUUUUCAUGCUUCAACAGUGGAAAUAUUUGUGACAUGGCUCACCCUUUUGGAAUGUCCGAAGCUACGGGUCUUUACUCUAGGGGAGGGGGAAUGAUGCAGGGGCUGCAGGAGCUAUCCUUAGCUCAGAAGAAUAUGAUGCAUGGAGUGGGAUGUUCUGGAGAAGCAAGGGAUGCUUCUUUACACAUGGAUCAUGCGAAACCUGAAGAAAGCCCACUUGAGAGUGACAGAAAAAGUGAGAGCCUUGUAAGAUCUCAGGAUGAAGUAAAACUAGGAUUGGAUAGGUCUGGUAUUGACUCUGAUGAAGCUGAAUUUAGCGGUGGGGACCAAGAUGAUGCCACUAUGUUGGCGGCAAAUGGUGGAAAGUUAUAUGCUAAGGGCCUUAACUCAAAGAAAAGAAAGCGAAAUGGGCAGGACACCGAGCAUGAUCCAGGCAAGGUAAGCCAGCAAUCUGCAGGAGUUACUACGCAUGACCCUGAAGUUCAACGUAAGGGUGGUAAAAAUCUGACUUCCACAACUAACAAGACCUCUGGAAAGAAUGUGAAACAAGGAUCUCAAGCUUCUGAUCCGGCAAAAGAAGAAUAUAUACAUGUUAGAGCUCGAAGAGGACAGGCAACUAACAGUCAUAGUCUUGCAGAGAGAGUGAGAAGGGAGAAGAUCAGUGAAAGAAUGAAGUUUCUGCAGGACCUUGUACCUGGUUGCAACAAGGUGACGGGCAAGGCAGUGAUGUUGGAUGAAAUUAUUAACUAUGUACAAUCACUACAGCGGCAGGUGGAGUUUUUGUCAAUGAAGCUUGCAACAGUGAAUCCGAGGAUGGAUUUUAACCUGGAAGGGCUUCUAGCAAAAGAUAUCCUAGCGUCAAGAGCUGUUCAUUCAGCUAGUCUGCCCUUUUCACCAGACUUGCCUAUGUCUUAUGCUCCAUUACAUCCAUCUCAAUCAGGACUUGUUCCAGCUGGUUUUCCUGCCAUGGAGAAUCAUUCUGACACCCUUCGGCGAACUAUUGGUUCCCAGUUGACUUCUACAAGUGGAGAAUUUAAAGAGUCUGCUCAUCUACCAGGUUCCUGGAACAAUGAGCUGCACAAUGUUAUACAGAUGUAUGGGAGCAGUGGACCUCAAGAUAGCCAAGAGAUAACUGGGCCAGUUGCGGCAAGCAAUAUGAAGGCUGAACCUUGAUUUUUCGUCCUGGUUCUAAUGCAGCACGGCUACUAGUAUAUCAUUUCUUGAACAGCAGGGAUCUAGAGGACUAUGAAGAUUCGGGUCUGGAUUGCUUCUAACUCAUUUAGAUGAAAAGUUACUGUCUGGUCUCCUUGAUUGUCCCAUAGCAGCAUCGAUGUCCAUUAAAUUCAGUUCCUCAAUAUCAAUAGAGACUAGAGAGAAGUUCAUUUGUUUUGCCUUGUGUUAUAGGACGCAAAGGGAAGGAAAGGAAUGAUGAAUGAUGGAAGUUGGAAGAAGUGUACAGAUAGGAUGGUGGUGGUGGUGGUGGUGGUGGUGGAGGAUAAUGGAUGGUGGAAUCAAAGGUCGUGUAAACUACUAUCAUGAAUAUGUAUGUAUGAUAUAAGCACUGGAAAGACAUGGUCGUCUGGGUCUUCCCUCCCAUUCUUUUGUGUGCAAAUUGCAUAUAUACACAAAAUUGCACGAGCAUUCUGUUUCUUGACAUCUGCGUUUUUAGUAGUUUCCCUUUCUACUUUUUAAACCCAAGCAGGUGAACAUUUCGACUUGUUUGUUUCUUUCAGUCUAGUUUACCUCAUCUGUAACCGGUGGUUUCACUGAUGGAAUGUGUUCAUGAACUGUAUAUUUGGAAAGGUGACAGGCAAAUUUAUUGCUUAACUUGCUUGUUUGUUUCUUGAGUAGAAGGAAAUUGGACAGUGUAGCUGUUAAAAUGCCAACAUACGUUAAUUUAG